AACACCGAACAGGGAUGGGCCAGCGCUGUUACUCGGUCGAAGACAUUGAAGCAUAGGUACUUUCUGCCGAGGUGUUUAAAGAAAAAAAUGGAACCUGAUGUCAUGAGAUCACUACCCGAAUGGCUGACAGAAAACUACAUCGCAAAUCUUCUUUGCAAGGAGCAAAGAAGGCACGUUCCUACCAAGAUCUUAGAUGUAUCCUGUGCUUCAGAACCAGGGGAUAACUACUUGGGAUCUGUGUACAGAAUCAAAGUUGAGUGCUGCUCGUUAGAAAAAGAUCUAAUAGUGAAAAUAAUGCCGAAUGAAAGGGAUGGGUGUAAGUUCAUAUCUAGCUUUGGAGUGUUUCAGAGAGAACUUGACAUGUACCACAAAGUGCUGCCAAAGUUGUACAGUGUAAUGAAAGAUAAAUCUGGACAUAUCGAGUACUUCAGUCCGUAUUGCUAUCCCACAACGAGGACUGACGCUAUCAUAUUAGAAGACUUGAAGCCACUGGGGUACCACAUGGCGGACAGGAAGAAACAGCUAGAUAUGGACCAUGCGCUACUAGUGUUGUCUACCCUGGCGAAACUACAUGCAUUUUCCUACAUCAUGGGUCCCGAGAGUAUCAAACAUUACCACGAUGUUUUUUUCUCCAAAGAGAUUCGGCAUUUAUCAGGAGGCUUUCUUACAUCCAUUGUAAAAAGUCUUUGUCGGACAGUUUCUACAUGGAAGGGCUUCGAGGAUUGUGCUUCAAAUUUAUGGUGCUUCUCUGAGUCAGCAAUAGAACAUAUUAAUGAUGAUGUUGCACCCAGGGAAGACUCUUUUUGUGUCUUGAAUCACGGGUACUGUUGGACCACCAAUUUUUUAUUUCGGUACUGUCCAGACACUGGGACGUUACUUGAUAUGAAAUUAAUUGAUUUCCAGCUAGGCCGAUACUCCUCUCCUGCUUUAGAUUUAAUAUUUUUCUUUCAUACAAGUCUUCGACUUGAUGUGUGGAAGCAGCAGGAUAAACUUUUAAAGCAUUACCAUGACGAACUUACAAGGUGGCUAGCUUCAUCAGGUUGCAGCCCCAAUGUUUACACUUACCAGGAUUUGCAAAAAGACAUGACAGAAAAAGUAUCAUACGCUCUUGCAAUUUCAUCAACAGUGCUAGCAAUAGCCCUAGCCGGACCGGGGGAAGAGCCUAACUUGGAAAAACUGCUUCUCGAAUCUAGCGAAUCACAGACAAGCGAGUACCAUAACGCACAGAGCACACAUCUGUAUCGUGAAAUAAUGCAAGUAUUUCUUACAUCUUUUGAUAAAAAGGGACUGUUUAAACUGUGUGAUAAAUAAUUUUGUUAAAAAAUAAUAUAUUACUAAAACUCAACAAAAACAUUUCCUAUAUCUCUUACUUAGAAUUUCAACUCUUUGAAUAUCACUUAAAUAAUUAGAAUAAUUUAUAAUAUUUUUAAUAAAACCUUGUUUUUUGAUAUAAGCAAGUCUAUGGCUCAACGUUAAAAUAUGAACAUGUAGGACUUUUAUAAUUAAUUAAAGAAUGUUCCAAAAUAUUUUUUUGGCUAUUACUAUUCAAAUGUAUAUAUGUAAUAAGUAAUGCCAAAGUAACAUAUAUUUAAUUGAUAUUAAAAUUUAUUUAAAAAUAUUUUUAGUAUUAUUUAUUCAUGUGUAACACCUAAGCUCUGGGUAUACGAAAUUUAAUAAAUGCGACGGAAGUGUGUUACAGGAAGUAUGGAGCGACUGUUCACCUAGGCGGCUGGCGCAAACCAAAGUUCACAAAGAAAGAGUAAAGGAAACGUGAUAUUACUAACUGUUUAAGGAAUUUCAACAAGAGGGACAGUUCUGUAAAAUACAGGUUGCGGCAGAGAGGACGGACGUGUUUAAGAUGGGUAGUACUCUCCCCCUCCGUCAACGAGAGAGUUGGGGAGGGUGCCGUUUGACUCGUGAGUUCCUAGCAUUGUUUUACCAGUUGUCAUGGAGCCUUGGACGGUGGAGCACCGCGUUUUCACCUAUGAUUGUUUCGUCCGAAAUAAUGAGUCAGUCACCGUCGUACAGCGUGAGUUUAGUCGCCACUUCAACAUUCAUCGUAAUAGAGCUGUUCCCUCUCGAAACACCAUCCUUCGUUGGGUUGAAUCACUUCGCAGGCGUGGUGAACUGAUCAACAGAAGACCAAGAGGAGCUCCGCGAACAGUUCGAACUCCUGAAAAUUUUGAAAUCGUUCGACAAGCCUUUCUUCGCAGUCCGACUCGACUCUGGACGAAUUGAAGGACGCAAUUCGCGUGGAAGUCGCCCAAGUUGAGAGAGCGAGUCUACGCGAACUUCAAAGAACGCCUCCAGCACUGCAUCAACAAUUUCAGCCACCACAUGCCUGAUGUGAUUUUCCACACUUGACUGUCCCAAAUGCUAUUUCCUUGUGAACCUGACUGCAUCAAUAAAUUUGUUUUUGCGUAAAAAUUAA
Messenger RNA from Bacillus rossius redtenbacheri, 2431 nucleotides. RefSeq lists its product as uncharacterized. The record is from RefSeq and is a predicted model, not a curated record. The transcript is spliced from 2 exons. The coding region runs from base 88 to 1311 and encodes 407 amino acids. Lineage: Eukaryota; Metazoa; Arthropoda; Insecta; Phasmatodea; Bacillidae.